AAUGUAGGCAAGCUAAAUAAAGACAGAUAUAAUAGUGUAGGACAGUCCACGGAAUAGUUUGGUAGAGUCUUGGUCCAGCAUAUUUUAUUCCAGAAAGUGAUCUUUCGUAUACAGUGUACGUAUAGAUAAUUGUCAGUAAGGUGCAGAAGUUUGAACAAAUAUGUGCGUUGCUUUAUAUAUGAUUUGUUGCUGUGGCUGGGUCGUUCUCCAGGGAUAGAAGAAAUAUUCCGAAGGAACAGAUGAGCCUGGUGUAUAUUUAGACAUAUAUUAAGUGUACAAGACAACGGCUUCUAUAGACUAUCACGUGGAAUGAGUUACACUGACAUUGAUAUCCAACCACGAAAAUAAUAUGAAUGUUUUAUCACUCUCGGUUAUUCUGUUUGGGCUAGCUAUAAAACAUCAUAAUGGUUUUGCUAGUGACGCUAAGGAGUUUAGACCAUUGACGGAAAGACUCCCAGAAUUUCGAAAAAUAGCUGUAGACUCUUCAGGCAGGAACAUAUAUAUUGGUGGUAAAAACUUUAUCUAUCACCUGGACGAGGACUUAACACAGGUAGGAGUGGUGGAAACAGGCCCACGGAGAGAUUCUAAGGAAUGUACAAAAGUGGACGUGGACAGUGAGAGAAGUGGAUGUAACAUUCAGCUGUACGACGACUUCACUCAGCUGUUACAGGUGUAUGAACCAGGUGGUAUCCUUGUAACGUGUGGUACCCUGUAUCUUGGGAGAUGUGUUGGUAGAAAUUUAAGGGAUAUUUCUAUUGUAAACAUAACAAGCAUUUCCUAUCUUGCUGUUAGUGCAGAUGAGACAGGUUCUACUGAAAGUGUAAUAGCAAAGGUUGGUACGGAAUCGCUUCUCUUUGUGGGGAAAUCGUAUGUUAAAACGACAGAAAAACUUGAAAACAUCUACACACAAGUGAGAGAUAUCAUUUAUGGAGGACAACUACAAGAAAACAAUUUACUGGAACCAUAUGAAACUAGCACAGGUGUACAAACUACAUUUAGUAUCAAAACUGUGAACAAUCAUGCAGAACAAAAGUAUGGAUUUGUUAUAAAAGACAUGUUUUAUAUGUCAGACUCUAUAUAUUCUCUUUUAAGAAUAAUGGACCGAACUACACGUAGAACUGUGUCCAAAGUUGCCAAAAUGUGUGCAAUGGCCUUCGGCACAUCUGGUGCCAACAGCUAUGAAGACAUGCCGAUUGAGUGUUCUGGGUUUCCAUAUGUCCAGGAUGGAUUCGUAAUUCAGCAUGGGAGUAGUGAGGUGCUAGUUGCACUUUUCUCAUCAACUGCUGAUGUAACUAAAAAUACUCCUAGUGCUGUGUGCGUAUUUACGGAAGAUGAACUGCUAGAGGGAUUUAAAAAGUCACGUAUGAAUCCUACAUCCUGUGCCAAUCCAAGGAGCUAUCCGGUAGACUAUCUGCAGAUACAGGGUAACAGAGGGUGCGUGAAUUACUGCUCAACAACGGAUCCAUUGUGCCAAAUAUUCAAUACAACUACCUACUGUAACGGAUUGCCAUCACUUUCCAGCCUCGUUGGAGUGAUACCACUAACAAUGUCACCAGUGUUUAAUGGAACAGGACUGACAAGUCUUGGAGGAAGUUUCAGGAAUAAUCUUACAACCAUCGUAGUGGGAACACAGAUAGGAACCAUCUUCAAGCUGUUCCUUAAAUCGACCGUGGAUGCUAGGCUGCUCGGAAUGGUUCAGGAGGACAGGACCUGGAAUAAACCAAUACUUGACAUUUUGACCUCCCCGUUACACCGGACAUAUCUUCUCACAGAGUUUAAUGUUGUAGAGCUGCGAAGUCCAGAUCAUUGUGACACCAGUAGUUGUUCCGACUGUAUGGACUUAGCUGAUAGCAAGUGUGGCUGGUGUGUACUUGAUGGAGGGGCAUGUAUGGAGAAAACUUCCUGUAGUGUCGGAUCGUUCUGGCUGCCAUCUGUGGAGGGGGAAUGUUUGAGACUUUAUACAUUCCCACCAGGCAUUAGACAUCAGUUCACAUCAACAACAACAAAUGUAUCUGUGAUUCUUAGCCCUCCCGUCCCCAUCAGUGGAGAUGACUGGCAAUGUCAAUACGGCACCAAUGAAUGUAAGCCUGACGGAAUACCAUGCAAGUCAGAUCUGAUCAUUUCAGGCUCAAUGAUGUUCUGUUCAAUUGAAGCUAGAACAGCAUUCCGUCAACAUGUUAAAUAUGCAGAUUUCAAAGUUAUUCGCAAACGUGCUCCAACCUAUGUGUUGGUUGAAGGAUGGCACAUUCUCUUCUACGACUGUACAGGAUUUCAAACGUGUUAUGAGUGUCUGACCAAUCCUAAAGCCAUCUUCUGUUUCUGGGACCCUGUAGCGGCUUCAUGCACGAAUACGUAUAAUGUGAGAAGCUACUACAAGUACAGCGAGUCUUCAAGAUGUCCUUCCAUAACUGAAAGCAAGUUUGUCGUAAUACCGAAUAAUGAAACAGCUGAUGUCGUGAUAUCGGGACAUAACCUACCGUCUAACGUAUCUGACCAGUACCGGUGUUAUAUAAACGGGCAGACUUUCAAUGUUAGCACUGUGAAUUCAACGUCAAUCACGUGUUUGGAAGUGAAGAUAUCCUAUUCUAGGCAGACGCGAAAAGAGGAUAUUCCCGUACACAUACAUUAUAGGGGUGUGCUGAUAGAUAGCCAUGGAAAUGUUACAGCCACAGUAUACAAGUGUGAGUUUCUCGCUGACAGCUGCUACUUAUGUUAUUACCUUCGUACGAUGGGAUACCUCUGUAGUUGGAGCCAAGUACGACAACUCUGCGAGUAUAUGUCAACCAUCAACAUACAACAAUGCCCUCCGCCCAUUGUAUCUUCGGUUUUUCCAAGCAGCGGCCCAGUCAGCGGGGGUACUAUACUUACUAUUGAAGGAACAGACUUUGGUGGUACGCCCGGUGAUAUUGACAGCAUUUUCAUUUCGAACAUCCCUUGUUUGAUAGUUAAUUCUACAUUUCAUCCAACAAGUGUAAAAUGCCGAACAGUGGGGACCUCUAAGGAACAACUUGGUGCCAGAAUUGUUAUCAAGGUCAAAGGCAAGGAUUCCACAAAUGUCAUCACCUUUAACUACGUGGAACCUGUGCUUUACAACUUUUACCCGACGUAUGGAAUCAGGGCUGGUGGCAGAUUAUUGACGUUAAAGGGCAGUAACCUACUAUCUGGAGACCAGAACCGUAUGAAGGUGGAGUUAUAUCAUACCAAACAAACAUCAGUACCAGUGCUGUGCGCAUUAACGGCAGUACAGCCGAAUGUCAACAAUGUCGUGUGCAGAGUCGAUCCUUACAGAGGUGUUCAGCUUCCUUUUUCCUUUGAUGGGGUGAAUGUUACUUAUGAUGGUGGAGCGUUGACUACCUCAAUGGGAAACAUAAAUUUCACUUUUGUCGACAACCCGAGUAUAACCAUUUACUCACAGGAUAUAUCUGCGGAAGGAGUGGAAAUGACUGUAACAGGGACACAAUUAAGUGCGAUAUCCGAUAUAAAAAUAGGACAGUCUGUCUGUCAAGUCUUGAACGACACGAUGCUAACUUGUCCAGUCAUCCUAAGUGUUGCGUCUGUGGAAGGCAGUGGUUCGUGUGAGCAGGACCAGACUCUGUCUUUGGACAACUACAACUACCAAUUCCAAGUAAUAACAACACAAAACACCGCAAGGAAUAAUACUGGAACCAAACGUUUGACCACCAUAAAGACAUCGUGCUUCACAAGGGCUGCUGUCUCCGCCGAAGGCUUGCAGGUUUUCACGGGAUGUGCCAAAUACGUAACUUGUAUCGGGAAAUACAAAAUAUCAAAUACCGAGUUUUGCUAUGGCAGUACUCACCAAUACCCGCUCUGUUGUAUAGCUAGCUACUGUAACGAAGAUCAACUGUUGAGGCUGUCCCUACAGCAAGUCAAUGAGGGUAACGCUGACGAGGUUACUAGCCAACUGAUAGACAUAUCUACUACAUCCGAAACAUAUUUACCGACAGACGUAAACCUGACCAUCUACAUAUUGGAGGAACUUGUUAAUCUCCCCAAUACCCAAAACUCAAAUAAAAGGGUGAUCGAUAUUAUACAAAUUAUGAGUAACUUGCUCGAUUCGCCCGAGGCUGUAUUGUCACAAGCGCAAACGGAAUUCAUGGCUCCCACAAGAUAUCUACAAACUGUUGAAAAACUAAUCAACGACGCGACACUGGCAAACCUGGAUCUGAGAGCCGUCAAACCGAACCUGGCAGUGUUCACUCAUAAGAUACAACAGGCAAACUUCAGUGGCUAUACUCUUCAUGUCGAACACAUUCAGCGUAAACAAUUCGACCUGGAUUCGGUCUUAUUAUUUGACCAAGAACAACCCUUUAGUGGAACAUCAUCCCUCAUCAUCCCAGAUACCCUGUUACAUGGAUUGACCACGAACGAACUAGAAAAAGUGUCCGGCAUUUCGUUUGCAGUUUUUGUAAAUGCAAAGCUAUUUACGGCAAUAUCAAACACGAAACCAUUAACCAAUGGCGAUUCAAGUUUUCUGAGGACUCCAAACAGCUUAAUAAUAGCUGCAAGUGUUCCAAAUGUUGAAAUAACAAACCUAUCAAAUCCUAUUAUGUUCCGAUUUGAUCACAUAAGUAAGAAUGCUAGGAAUGCCUCAUGUGUCUUCUGGAACCAAAGUGUUAGUGGGAAGAGUGCAUGGUCAAACCAAGGCUGCCGCGUACAAGAGAGCGAUGACAACUCCAGGACAAUAUGUCUGUGUAACCAUUUCACCAACUUUGCUUUAUUAAUGGAUAUCUACGGUACUGGUGACAGCCUCAAUGACAUCCAUAGACAGAUCAUGUCUCUGAUAUCCUACGUCGGCUGCGGACUGUCUGUCCUCGGACUGGUGAUGACAAUAGUGACGUUCUGUGUGAUAAGAAAACUGCGCGGGACCAACCCUUCCAAAAUCCUAAUGAACCUUUGUGUAGCGCUAAUCAGUACAAAUUCAAUUUUCUUGGUUGGACAACAACAGUACGUGCUUGACCAUUCGACAGGAUGCCAGAUAGUGGCGUGUCUACAACAUUUCUUCCUUCUCUCGGCAAUGGCAUGGAUGGUCGUUGAAGCGUUCUACAUGUACCUGGCUUUAGUGAAAAUAAUUCCCAUGCAUAUUUCGAAAUUCCUUUUGAAGUGCUGUGUACUGGGUUGGGGUGUGCCGCUCAUAAUAGUAGCUCUUACGAUGGGGAUCAACAACCAACACUAUGGCCUUCAACCUGGGGAAAUAUGUUGGUUGGACCGGACUCCGUUAUAUGUGGCAUUUGUGGCCCCGGUUAUGCUGAUGGUGGUGAUCAACGGCGUUGUGUUCGUCCUGGUGGCACGUCAACUGUUAGGCGUGCAUUCCGGCAAUCUGUCAAUUACACAUAAAGCUAGCACGCUGACCAGACUCCGGCGAGCAGUAGCAGUGCUGAUUCUACUCGGCCUCACCUGGGUGUUUGCCGUUUUUGCUUUUGAAGGUGCGGGUGGACUCGUUUUCCAGUAUCUGUUCAUCAUCUUAAACUCGCUACAAGGCUUACUUAUAUUCAUCUUCUACUGUGUCCUGAACAAAGACACACGAGACAACUGGAUGAAAAAGUUUCCUUGUCGUACUAAAAAGACCGAUACAGGCAGCACUCAGACAAGUAGAGACGACAGAGGAAAAAGGUAUAUAGUAGCAAACGCUGCUUACUCAUCGCAGGAUAACUUGGGUGAGGCUAACUCAGGAUAACUUGGCUGAAGCUUACUCAGGAUAACUUGGCAGGAGCUAACUCAGGAUAACUUGGCAGGAGCUAACUCAGGAUAACUUGAGUGAAGCAACUGUGUUGUCAAAUCUCGCAGAUGAAGCAACUGACCCGUCGACAGAACUGGAGUGACGCAACUAAAGAAUCGACCUUUAACCACAUAAAUAUGAUGUUGAAUACUUCAUAAAAUAAUACUGUUUUAUCUCGCAAAUGAAGUAUCACUCAGGCCUUUAUAUAUAACUUUUGCGUACAAUAUAAUUCGCAGCCUGUAUGUGCAUCCUGAACUCAUGAUUGAAAAUGUGUUUAUGUGUUAAUAUGUAUAACGGAACUAUCUGUUUUUGAUAUGUUGCUUUGAUUGUUUGGGCUAAUGCUACCAUAAUUGAACAAUGUUUUUUCUGAUCAAGCGAAAGACCUAGAUUCAUGAUACCACGCUGAUAGCUUCCUGGCAUAGAGCCUGAGAAUGUCUGUGAAUAAAAAGGACCUUAACAAGUAUUAAAGGACACCGGGCCAAAUAUGAAAAAUUUAAAUGAGUUCUUUUGAAGAAAAGAAUGGUCUUGGAUAAUCACAUUUGACCAGUAGCAUGCAAAGGAGAGGAAACGCUAUCAAGUUUGUUAAAGCGAUCAUGAAUGACUUUGACCUACUUUCAUGGUCAUUAGGGUCAACGGUGUAAAAACCUGUCGACGAAUUCUUCUGAUUUACCAAAAGUCACUGGGUGAGAUGAUACUUAGCUUGAAUAUUGAAGGUCACAGGGGUCAAAACUGCUAUGAUUUUAAAUGAUUUCUUUUGAAUACCAAAAUGCCUAAGAUGAUGAUAAAGGGUUAAAUAGUGUCUGUAAAGGAAUGAAAUUGACCGACUUUGUAGGUCAUACGGUGCCAAAUGAGUUAAAAUCCUGAAAUGGCUUCUUCUCAAAUAGAAAUUUGCAGGUAGCUUGCUGGGUUUAAGAGCUUCCAAUUUUGUUCAAUCAUAUGACCAUAUAAGACUUUCAAGGUCACUGGAGUCAAAUUUGUUAACACUUUGUAGUACACUUUAUUUUGAAUAACUAAGGUUCAUACAUAGCAUAUAUCUUUAUAUAGUCCACAUAUAUAUAUUUUUUUACCUUGGUAAGUGCCCCGUUACCCCUCUUGCUUUUAUUUCAAUCACGAUGCGUGCCUACUACAUAUUAAUAUGGUUUUUGCUGUCGAACCCAUUUAUAUUGAACUCGGAUACAUCAAAAUACCGCUUAAUUUUAAGAGGAGAAAAUCUUUUGCUGUUUUAUAUAUUUACUUUGUAUUUAAAAUUAUAUUUGUUCAUUCCUCGUUACCAUAACAUAUGUUAAAACAAUAUCGAUUAGAACGGUAGUUCAUCUGGUUAGGACCAGUAGACAAAAUGAAUAGCACGGAAAGGAAAUCACAGGUGUCAACAAGUGUCGGGGUGGCACGCGCUUGUUCUGGUUAUGUCUCACUCGAGACGGUACUGUUAUUGAGUAACUGGACACCAAAGGGUAAGGCAUCCCCAGAGCCAUCCUAAAAAAGGAAACAAUUGAUGGACAAUCGUGCAAAAUUAUCAACAAGCACAAAAUAACAAUCCUGACAAUCUGUUCGCUUCCUUGCGUAACAUUGGUUGGUUUGUAAUAAGGUCGCGAUCUCGUAAACAGUCUUGUAUGGCGGACUAUUUUUCAUUUGUGAGGAUAACUGUAUAUACAAUAUGCAAGUUAAAAACAGGAGAAAAGCAAAUUUAAUGCUUAUUUUGGGUUGUUGUUUUAUAUUACUUUAUGGUCUACAUCUUUUAUAUUGAUAUGAUUAGAAUUUAUCAUAUAUUUAAUAAU
Messenger RNA from Mizuhopecten yessoensis (Yesso scallop), 7512 nucleotides. Its product is annotated as plexin-B2-like. Gene Ontology annotation, cellular component: membrane. The coding region runs from base 350 to 5695 and encodes 1781 amino acids. Gene Ontology annotation, molecular function: protein binding; G protein-coupled receptor activity. Gene Ontology annotation, biological process: cell surface receptor signaling pathway; G protein-coupled receptor signaling pathway. The record is from RefSeq and is a predicted model, not a curated record. The transcript is spliced from 32 exons. NCBI's taxonomy places the organism in Eukaryota, Metazoa, Mollusca, Bivalvia, Pectinida, Pectinidae.